Molecule: messenger RNA, 939 nt
Organism: Vicia villosa (hairy vetch)
Lineage: Eukaryota; Viridiplantae; Streptophyta; Magnoliopsida; Fabales; Fabaceae
Exons: 1
Coding region: 1-939 (312 amino acids)
Molecular function (GO): nucleic acid binding; RNA-DNA hybrid ribonuclease activity
Source: RefSeq, a predicted model, not a curated record
AUGUGUAUCCGUGACAAGAAGGCAAAAAGCCCUGGCCCCUCUCACAUUCCUUUCCGUGACCUUUGGAAGAAGAUUUGGAACGCCCCAACUCAUACAAGAAUCAAGCAUUUUUUAUGGAGGCUGGCCAACAAUAUAUUGCCCACGAAACUAAGAUUGAGGCAAAAAGGAAUUGAGCUUGAGGAGACCUGCUACCUCUGUCAAAGAGAGGCAGAGUCGGCUUUUCACUUGUUUUCACAAUGUGACUUUACUAGACGUGUGUUUUUUGCCUCUGUCUUAGGUUACCACUUCUCUGAGAUUGAUGAUCUUAAUGAUUGGCUGCUAGCGAUGCUGUCAAACAACAAUGUUUGUUUUGUGCAGGUGACUUGUUAUCUCCUCCACCAUAUUUGGAAAGCUUGCAAUCUUAAGCUAUAUGAGCAGAAAAGAUGUGAUCCAGUCAGAGUGGCAAUGGAUGCUUGGGAUGCAGUCAUGGAGAUCAAUUUACACACUCCCACAAGAGCCAAAGAUGCUGGCCAUGCACGUAUCAACACUAUUAGUGCACCUGCUGAUGAGUUUCACACAGUUAGAGUUGAUGCUGGGCUUGGAGAGAAUGAUGUUAUGACCUUUGGGUGUGUGAUCAUGGAUCAAAACAAAAUUCCAAUAGUGUCUCUGUGCAAACGGGAGAACUGCAUAUCCAACCCUGGACUUGCUGAAUGCCUUGCCUUGAGAUGGAGCAUAGAAACAGCUGCCAAGCUUAACAUCCAUAAGGUGAUAUUCCAUUCGGAUGCAAAGGCAAUGGUGGAUUGUGUGAAUGGAGUAACCAAGGAUGCAAGCUUUGAGAUGGUUGCCGAGGAUUUCCGUAUUCUUAUGAAAUCUUUUAGUAAUUCUUGUAUUAUGUUUAUCCCUAGGAAGUUUAAUUAUCAAGCUCAUGAUCUAGCUCAGCUAGCAAAAUCUAUGGGUUAA